Megalobrama amblycephala (Wuchang bream) is the source of this 2647-nucleotide messenger RNA. RefSeq names its product chitinase-like protein PB1E7.04c. Bases 165 to 2528 code for a protein of 787 amino acids. The transcript is spliced from 9 exons. The record is from RefSeq and is a predicted model, not a curated record. NCBI's taxonomy places the organism in Eukaryota, Metazoa, Chordata, Actinopteri, Cypriniformes, Xenocyprididae.
CACUGGGGGGCGCUGUGAUAUUUCUGACGCCUCACAGAUCGUCGCUCUGAUUGGUCAAGGAUUGAGCGUCUUGUCCAAUGACUAGAAUGUCCCCGUUUUCAAAUCGACGCGGAAAUAUCUAACAUUCAGCCUGUUUAGAGACCUGAGACCCGCCUGCUAUUGAUAUGGAGAGCUUUCUAAGGCGAAAGCUUGCCCAGGCCGGUGGAUCGACUCUUCAGAAACCCAUUUCUUCUUACCAGGCUAUCAAACUGCCAGAUCUGUGUAAUAGUUUCUAUUCAAUUGCAGAUGAACCUUUUCCCCAAGUGUCUGGAUUUCUGGAUGACACUGUCGGCCCGUCGUUUCUUUCAAAUGAAGCUGGAACUGUGUUGAAUUCCCCUGCUUGCACACCAUUAGAAAAUCAAACCAAAAAUAAGGAUGAUUCUGUUUUUAAUCACUCUCUUGGAGCGCCCUGUCAGUUGGCUGAUGGAAGCAUGUCUACUAGAUCACUACAGAAUGAGAAAGACAUUAGUGCAACAGCAGAUAAAGCAGAUGGACACUGCAAUGAUCCCACGGUAUCCACUGCAUCUUUAGAGAAAUCUGAUUUCAUGAGUGCAGAAUUGAAAAACAGCACUUUUAAUGUGAGUCAAGACUUGAAAGAACGGUCUGACACUGGUGGUAAUACGACUGUUGAUCUACACAACAUCAGGGAGAAGAACAGCACUUUUGAGUCUCAAGAAUCAAAGGAGAGGCCUGACCCUAAUUCAACAGUGGACAUUGAUGUCCCCAGUAUAAAGGCUGAGUCAGGAAAUACCACUGUUGAUGUGGUCCAGUCACAUGACCUUAAAGAGAGUCCCGACAACGGGGUUAAUGCAACUGUGGAUAUUCCUAAUAUAGACAGCACACAUUCUAAAGCCAAUUCAUCUGAUGAUAACAGUGCACCCUUAAACACUACUACAGAAAAGCUUGAAGGAACUAUAGACAUUCAGCCACAAGAAAAAACAAAUGGUAGUCUUAACUCGUCUGAGGAUGGUAAAAUAAAAAACACAGAAGAAGCUAAUUUAAAAGUCAAUGUAACAGUUGAUGUUGUGGAGCAAAUGGCCAGUGCUCCUCAUCAACCCUCUGCUGAGAUUGAACAAUCGAGCUCAGAUAUUUUAAAGCCAUCUGAGACAGUGUUUACUAAACAUAAUACAACCACUGAUCUUACUCCGCCAGACGUUCCAGUUUUGAAGGACACCACUGUAGAAAUAAAGCCCCCAAGCACAGAAAUAGCUGACCAGGUUAACGGUGCUUCUAAUGCAGUGGAAAUCACUAAACCUGUCUCUAACAGCAGAGAAACAGAAGUUGAGAUAAGCACCUCAGCUUUUGUUUGCUCUUUAGACGCUCCCAAUGAUGCUCCUGAGCUCAAAGCAGAGGAGCAUCACAAAACAACAGAGAGACCUGGAUUGGCUGAAGUUGAGUCCGUUCCCUCCUCUGAUAUCAGCAGAAACAGUAUUUUUUGUUUGGAUGAUACCCUGGACUUGAAGACGAGCUUCAUGGUUACCUCCACACCUAUCAUUUUUGGCAAAGAAUCCAGAUUUGAGAUACUGAGAGAUGCUAAGCCCACACCGAUGAGAAAAAGACUGUCUGUGAUCAACAGUAUUGAGGCCCAAUCGAAUGAUGAGCUUGUUGGUGUGAGUAAUCACAAUGGAACUGAUGCUGUGCAGGUGACUGAGAGCUCAGGUCAGAAGGUCUCGGCGAACUGCACUUCAAGUCACAGUACAUCAGAACCAGCAAAUGAGAACAAGCCUCCCACAAAACUUCCAAUCAAAAGACAGCUUCCUCAACUUUCCUCUAAGCUCAGUUAUCCCAAAUCUAGUCUUCCACCAAGGCCACAGUCAUCCAUGAGCUCAUCAGUAGUGGUCAAACCAAAGACUAUUCAGGGGCCACAGGCCCCGCAUCAUCCUGACAUAUCAUCCACCACCGUGCUCGGCAAGAGGAAUACAGUACAGGCGAACAAGGGGAAGAACAUCGCACCUGUCAGGAACACAGCGUCAGCUAGCACUGUUAAGACCUCUAUGGUUUCUUCUGUCACUGGAUAUAACUUCACUGCUGUUGCAAAGCCUUCAAGCUCUGGUGGUAUACCCCAAGUGAAACAAUCAGGACUAAAGCCCCCAACCCAUAAAAGGAUGGCUCUUAAGACACCACAGACUACACGAUCCUCUGUAGAAACCAUUCAGACUCAGUCCUGUAAUAAACCAACAACAGCAUUACCAGGUAUGAGGACGAGGAAUUCACUGCUUUCCAGUGUGGGCCAAAAGCACUUGAACAAUGAUGGUUUGCCUUCGGCAAAGAGAAAAAGAAUUGCACAUGCUGCGCUGUCUACGGUCGAGAGUGAUGCUUUGCAUCCAGCUGAAGGAGCACAUGAAUCAGGCUGUGCUGAUUGUUUGCAACAUCAAGAAAAACUUGAGAGGAUCCUUCAAGAACUAAUGGGUUUGCGUUCAGAGUGUACAAACUGGGGACCAUUGCACGAAAAACUAGAGAUGUGUGUAAGAGAAAUGAAGAGAAUUUAAGUAGAGAAGAAAAGUGACGAGGAAAGUUUUAACUUUUUAACAGCUGUGGACUUUCUAUGCAGUUCUAUGCAUGUUUAUAAAAAUGUGACACUGUUUGUUAAUAAAAUCUAACUCAAGUA